This is a messenger RNA of Centropristis striata (black sea bass), 883 nucleotides long. RefSeq names its product peroxiredoxin 3 (gene prdx3). The transcript is spliced from 7 exons. Gene Ontology annotation, cellular component: mitochondrion; cytosol. Gene Ontology annotation, biological process: hydrogen peroxide catabolic process; cell redox homeostasis; response to oxidative stress. NCBI's taxonomy places the organism in Eukaryota, Metazoa, Chordata, Actinopteri, Perciformes, Serranidae. The record is from RefSeq and is a predicted model, not a curated record. Gene Ontology annotation, molecular function: thioredoxin peroxidase activity. Bases 16 to 756 code for a protein of 246 amino acids.
CUGACAUAAUCCAAAAUGGCAGCCACCAUCGGGAGACUACUGAGGACCUCUGCAAAGGUUGCAGCAGGAGGACUGAAGGUCCCAGCAGCGUGUCAGCGUGGAGCAUCUGCAAGAAUCCUGAGCGCCGCCGCUCUGCAGAGAGCCUGUUUCUCUACCGGCUCCUCCAGAUGGACCCCUGCCGUCACUCAGCCGGCUCCUGCUUUUAAAGGCACAGCUGUCCACAACGGGGAGUUCAAGGAGAUGAGCCUGGCUGAUUUCAAGGGCAAAUACCUGGUCCUCUUCUUCUACCCGCUGGACUUCACCUUCGUGUGUCCAACAGAGAUCAUCUCCUUCAGCGACAAGGCCAGCGAGUUCCACGACGUGAACUGUGAGGUGGUGGGAGUGUCUGUGGACUCUCACUUCACCCACCUGGCCUGGAUCAACACGCCACGCAAGACUGGAGGUUUGGGGAACAUCCACAUCCCUCUGCUGUCUGACCUCAACAAGCAGAUCUCCAGAGACUACGGGGUGCUGCUGGAGGGUCCGGGCAUCGCUCUGAGAGGCCUGUUCAUCAUCGAUCCAAGCGGCGUGGUGAGACACAUGAGUGUGAACGACCUCCCAGUGGGCCGUUGUGUAGAAGAAACCAUUCGUUUGGUGAAGGCGUUCCAGUUUGUGGAGACCCACGGUGAGGUGUGUCCAGCCAGCUGGACCCCCGAGUCCCCGACGAUCAAACCAACUCCAGAAGGAUCCAAGGAGUACUUUGAAAAAGUCAACUGAAAAAAUAAACAAAAUGUUCACAACUCGUACACCUAAGAAAUAAAUGUACAAUCUUAGUUUACAGUCAAGUUGUAUUUACUCGUACACAGCUGAAUACACAAAAUAAAUAUAUUCUUUUUAAAUGGUA